UUCUGGUAGUGUGUGAAUUUCAUCAUGGCUCAUUGCUUAGACGGAUUGAAACGAUUCUUUACUGCUGUGGCAAAUUGGUGCAAUACUGAAUUGUCAUUCUUGAAACAGCAGCCUAAAGGUUUAAAAAAUCCAGAACUAAUUGCUAAUGAAACACUGUUUAGUGUAAGUGAGAUUGAAGCGUUGUAUGAACUAUUUAAGAAGAUUAGCAGUGCAGUUGAUGAUGAUGGACUCAUUACUAAGGAAGAAUUUCAGUUGUCCUUAUUCAACACAAGCAACAAAAGAAGUUUAUUUGCAGAGAGAGUACGUAAAGUAAAAGUGUUUGACUUGUUUGACACAAACCAUCAUGGAGUACUUGAUUUCAAAGAGUUUGCAUCUGCUUUGUCUGUUUUUCAUCCAAUUGCAUCAAUGGAUGAUAAGAUUGAAUUUUUAUUCAGAUUGUAUGAUCUGAAACAGCAAGGACAUAUUGAGAGGCAAGAGUUGAGACAAAUGGUGGUAGCUACUUUAACAGAAUCUGGCAUGAAUCUUUCAGAUGCUAUGAUUAAUAGUAUCAUUGACAAGACAUUUGAUGAAGUGGACACCAAUGAUGAUGGGAAGAUUGACAAAGAAGAAUGGCACCGCCUUGUGAUGCAGCAUCCAUCCCUUCUCAAGAAUAUGACUCUUCACUAUCUUACAGAAAUCACAACUACAUUUCCGAGCUUCAUAUUUCACUCUACAGUUGAUGAUAAUUGAAGUAACUGAAUCAUAUAAGCCAGAUUGAAUUUUCAUGGCUGCUUUUGAGGUGUUCAAAAAGGAUUUGGUUAAGAUGGAUAUGAACUUUGUUUAUAUUUUCAUGUGACAGAAUUUUGCUUUGCCUUUUAUGGGUAGGCAAGGUUUGUCAAUUAAACAAGUGGAUUUGAGUAAUUUCCACCUAGAAUAUUCAGGUUGUUCAGA
Molecule: messenger RNA, 930 nt
Organism: Vicia villosa (hairy vetch)
Lineage: Eukaryota; Viridiplantae; Streptophyta; Magnoliopsida; Fabales; Fabaceae
Product: calcineurin B-like protein 2
Exons: 7
Coding region: 25-729 (234 amino acids)
Biological process (GO): calcium-mediated signaling
Molecular function (GO): kinase binding; calcium ion binding
Source: RefSeq, a predicted model, not a curated record